Molecule: messenger RNA, 456 nt
Organism: Clonostachys byssicola
Lineage: Eukaryota; Fungi; Ascomycota; Sordariomycetes; Hypocreales; Bionectriaceae
Source: the annotation of a GenBank genome assembly
AUGAACCGCCGAGGAGCUCUACUCGAGACACACACCGGCGACGGAACUACUCGCCCUCCCCAGAUCGUCGGCAGUACCGCCACUCUACCCCAAGCCAUCAACAGGCACAGCCGCAGAUACGACUCUCCCCCACUGAAACAGUCCCCUCGACGUAGCAGCGAGCACAAGGACCAGCACCGCGCCAAGAGUGUCCCGCACAAGGACGACAGGCUCGGGCAGGCUGCCAAAGCGGCCCUCGACGCAGCAGCCAUCGAGGCCAUCAGAGUACGGCACCACCCUGGGCCCUGGGCAGGCACAAAGGGGGCACGCGUUGCCACGGCGGCCGUGGGGGCUGCCAUCAUAGACCGUGGGAUGAUGGGCCGCGACCCAGAAGAGAGGAGCACGAGACAUAUGCUACAGUCGGCGAUUGGGGGGCUCGCCGCCACCAGGCUCCUGAACGGCGCACGCAAGAAAUGA